AUGGGUCAGGAGUCAGCCAAGAGUUUAUGGAUCAAGAUUAGCAGCCAGACCAACAUGGGUGCUGAUGUAGUCCGUAUCUGCUAUAGACCUCCUGACCAGGAAGAAGACAUAGAUAAGGCCUUCUUCCAAGAACUAGAAGCAGCCUCAUAUCCACAGGUCCUGGUCUUCAUGGAAGACUUUAACCACCCUGAUAUUUACCAGAAGGAUGAUACAGCAGGGCUCAGAUAUUUUGCAGGGUCCAGUCUAGGAUUUGUGAGGAUGACAGAGGACUACACCCUGACCAUGUAUUUCCAGCAGUCCUGGAGGGAUAAAAGGCUCUCUUAUUCUGGAAUACCUUUGAACCUAACUCUGGACAACAGAGUGGCUGACCAGCUCUGGGUGCCGGACACGUAUUUCCAAAAUGACAAGAAGUCAUUUGUCCAUGGGGUGACAGUGAAAAACAGAAUGAUUCGACUCCAUCCAGAUGGGACAGUCCUUUAUGGCCUACGGAUCACAACAACAGCUGCUUGCAUGAUGGAUCUACGCAGAUAUCCUCUGGAUGAACAAAAUUGCACACUAGAAAUUGAAAGUU
Messenger RNA from Leptosomus discolor (cuckoo roller), 571 nucleotides. The record is from RefSeq and is a predicted model, not a curated record. Lineage: Eukaryota; Metazoa; Chordata; Aves; Leptosomiformes; Leptosomidae.